AUGUCUACUCCAGCCUAUUAUCCUAAAGUUAAGGAGAGGUACUUCUAUAUGAGACCUCUCAUCUGGGAUCCAUGGUUCAUGCCUGAGAGGGAAACAUCAAUUGCAGUGGCUUGGAUCAGCUUCCUAGAACUCCCUCCAAAUUUCUUUGCAAGAAAAGCAGUGUUUUCAAUGACAUCUACAAUUGGAAAACCUUUAUCAGUGGAUCUAGCAACAACAAACAGAACAAGACCAAGUUGUGUAAAGGUGAAAGUGCAACUUGACUUACUAUCAAAGCAUCGUACUAGAAUCAAUGUAGCAGAAGUCAAUGAAGAAACUGGUCAAAGCAAGUCUAAAUGGAUCAAGCUUAACUAUGAUUAUUUACCCAAGUACUGCAAACACUGUAAACUACAAGGACAUGGAGAGGAAGAAUGUAGAAGUCUUCAUCCAGAGUUACAGAGGCAAUUUAGAGAGGAGACGAAGAAGAAUGAGACCAUAGAGGUAGAAGCACAACAAAAAAAGGAAAACAAUAGAGGAGGAUGGAACUAUAAAGGGAAGAAGGAAUGGAUGAAAAGUAGGCAUAACAAGUAUGUAAGGGAUAAAUCUAGGAUUAUAAUAGCAGAAAUAGGCAAGGAAAAUAAUAAGAAAGAAGACAAGACAGUAGAAACAAAGAAUGCAUUUGAUGUUCUGACCAAGGAGGAUGAGGAACAAGAAGUAGUGGAAGUGGAACAAAGAAUUAGUACUAAAGAAUGGAUAAAAAACAAUUUUCCCAAAAGUACAUCACCAAAGCAGCAAAAACAAAAGGAGAAUAAGGGGGAUUCAGAAUCAGGAGAAGGGGUACAAAAUAAAGGGGGAGAGUCAAUAGUGGAUGGACAUGAAAUAGAAACCAUUAUAGAGAAGAAUGAAGAAAACAAAGAUCCAAGGGAUGUGCUACAAAGUGAAGAAGGGGAGACUAUAGUUGCAACAUAG
Molecule: messenger RNA, 945 nt
Organism: Lycium ferocissimum
Lineage: Eukaryota; Viridiplantae; Streptophyta; Magnoliopsida; Solanales; Solanaceae
Exons: 1
Coding region: 1-945 (314 amino acids)
Source: RefSeq, a predicted model, not a curated record